ACUCACAAUAAGACUUCUAUGUUAUCUGACUUUGAAAAUGUCACUGGUUCUGUCUCAGUCCUCCCAGUUCACCUUUUGGCAAAGAGAUGACAGAAUAAGCAAUUUUCAAGAGAAAGGGAAAAUGAUACAUGCGGAAGUUAUACAGGGUCUUGUCUGGAUUAAAAAUGGCAAAACUGAUGUAAAUAAUUGUGAUAUAAGUCACAAUGGCCUAAAUAUAUCCCUGUAGUGGUGUCAUCGAGUGUAAAAUCUUAUCAGGGGAAUUCAUGCCAACAUGCUUAAUUAGGCCUGAAAGUGUCACCAUAUGUUUCUAUCAUUUAUAUUUUUUUUAAAAAGAAUUUUUUUUGCUUUGAUUUGUUUGACUAAUUUAUUUAGCUCGUAGAAUAUCCAUGCAUCUUAUACAACGGGGACAAGAGACCAUGAUAACUGGUGAUUUAGCAAUUUAUAGUGCCACAAUAUAACAAAGGAAAUUGCCGUGCCCUGUGGGAAACAUAUAGAUGGAGACAGAGUUGUAAUUGGCCAGUAUGCUAUAAAACUUUAUUAUGUCACAUAGUCUCAUACAAAUUGUCUUUGGUUGACAUUAUUAAUGUCAAUAUGCUCCUCAUAUUCACACUCACUACAUGACCCAUGAUUACGGAAUGUGUUACAUAUUAAAUGUAAGUGGGGUCUGAUGAAGUCAUAAUAUAAUAUUGAGGGACAUUAAUGACCUUAGUGACAAAAGUGCUUCUCAUGCUGAAACAGAAUUAGAUCAACGAGGACUGACAUAUUCGUUAAUUAUGCCACCUUUGGUCCGCUUUUUGUCUCCAUAAAGGUCUUUGACUGUAUCUCUCUUUCGAAUCUGUUCUUCUCUCAGAGAAGGCCUGCAUGCGCAGUAUGCAUGUUUCCCAUGCAGGGCUCCAAAUCCCUUUAUAAACCACGCCUGGGUCACCUAGAAAGUCAUAGCUCUUGCAAACAGGGAGACAGAAAGCUAAGUGCCGCUCAAAGCAAAGAAUCUCCUGUCAUUUAAACCACCUCUGUUUUGCAUUAUUUCCUUGGGUACUAUGUGGAAAGCUAUGGUUCUGGCUGUAUGUCUGCUGGUGGCUGGGGUUCAGCCCAUGGACAACCCAACGUAUGGGGUGAAGCUAUGUGGCCGUGAGUUCAUCCGGGCAGUCAUCUUUACUUGCGGAGGCUCACGAUGGAGACGGUCACUCAGGAGUGUAGAUGUUUCAGAGGAUCCAUUCAGCUCCCGCCAGGAGGAGUCCUCAGAGGUCUUCAGUCACAACUCCGUGGUGGAGAGUCUCCUCCAAAGGAACAGAGAUCCAAGCUUCCCACCCAGAGACAACCAGGAGGGAGUGUUCAGCAGGCCGGCCCGUUCUUUCAUCACUGAGGACAUCCUGGAAGCCCUUCGCAAGGCUGACCGCAAGGGCCGGGACGUGGUGGUGGGCCUGUCCAACGCCUGCUGCAAGUGGGGCUGCAGCAAGAGCGAGAUCAGCUCCCUUUGCUGAGAGUCGACCGUCGCCAUCUGAGUGAAUACACACAUAUAUUGUAUACAUAAGUACACAAACAGACACACAAAUAGACACACACUUUUUUCCAUUUUUCGGGACUCUUAGGUCAUUUUAUAUCCAGUGUCUUUCAAUUAAACCAUUAUAACUGUUUGAAUUGUUGUUUUAUUUUUAGCAUAUAUGAAGUAUAUGGAAAGGGCUGCCAUGUAUUCAAAAUAUUUAUUUAUAUUUCUGUUAAAAAAAAUUUAUUCUAGGCUUUGUAAUGAACAGCCUUAAAUCUUGCAAAGCUGUUUUGUCCUUCCCAACCACUAUCAUACACAUUGUAAUAAACUGUUUGGGUUUUUUUUUCAUUACCAGCCGAAUUGUGUGCCUGCAAUUCAAGGGAAUAAAAUGCUUUAUUAAGAUCAUUUGACAACAACUGCUUAAAGGUCAUAAUGUCUAAUCUUGUUUAUUAUAAUUAUAAGUACAUUGUUGGUAUUUUGCAUUUGUUUCACACAGAGCGCUAAAUGGGUUAAAGGUUCAAACCCAUAAUAAAAAUGUAUUAAAAGAA
Messenger RNA from Siniperca chuatsi (mandarin fish), 2031 nucleotides. It is a transcript of the gene rln3a, whose product is annotated as relaxin 3a. Gene Ontology annotation, cellular component: extracellular region. The transcript has 2 exons. The record is from RefSeq and is a predicted model, not a curated record. NCBI's taxonomy places the organism in Eukaryota, Metazoa, Chordata, Actinopteri, Centrarchiformes, Sinipercidae. Gene Ontology annotation, molecular function: hormone activity. The coding region runs from base 1038 to 1481 and encodes 147 amino acids.